AUGAGUAGCAAGUUUGAUUCCACAGGUUUUUCUAAAGAAUUGGAACAUUACUUUGGGAAGAGUGUCUUUGGUAAUAAAGAAAUCGAAACUGAGAAGCCUGAUGAGAAGGAGACCAAGGAAACUGUUCCGGUAAGUUUGGAGACACAUUAUUCUGGUUUACUGAUUUUUGAGUUUUUAAAGGGAAUUUUGUCGUUGACGAUAUUGUUUUAGACAUGUUUAACCACAAAGACUCUUGACGACAAGGAAUUGGAACAUUAUUUUGGGAACCUUAGCAAAAACACAGAAGCAGAGAAGCCUAAGGCUACAAUAGAAGGAGAUAAGGGUUUGGAAUAUUAUUUUGGGAAAUGUGGCAAGGAAUCUGAAACAGCGAAGGCUUCUGCUGCAGCUGAAGUGAAGGAUUUGGAAUACUAUUUCGGGAAAUGCGGCAAGGAAACAGAAUCAGCUAAGGCUUCAGCUGAGGUGAAAGAUUUGGAAUAUUAUUUUGGGAAAUGUGUCUUUGGUGACAAAGAAACAGAAACUAAGAAGCCUGAGGUGAAGCAGGUAAAGAAACCCGUCUCGGUAAGUAGUUGAGACAUUUACUUUAUUAUUUUACUGAUUCAUCAUAAAUUUUUUAUUGUCAUCACUAUUUUUUAGGUAUUGGUGCCAGUUCAUCUCUCGUUCAGUACGACACACACUAUGGAUUCUAAAGAAGUGGUAGUGCAGUGUGAAGAAGGAGUCAAGUUGUACAAGGUGUUGCAUUCAAUAGUCGAGAAUCAACCGCCAUUCGACUUCAGGUACAGAGUUGUUGCGGUACUUAACACUCGGCCCAAUAUGAAGGGAGCUAGUACAAAUGUGGAUUGGAGGAAGAAGCACGUCCAUAAAGGCGACGGCUAUGAUGUUAUUGUAAAGAAGCUCUUCACCCCUAAGGUCAACCCUGUUCAAGAGGACUUGACUGCAGUGCUGCAUGUCAGUUUAGAUGUUGAUUCGAAGAAGGAAUAG
Molecule: messenger RNA, 978 nt
Organism: Bursaphelenchus okinawaensis
Lineage: Eukaryota; Metazoa; Nematoda; Chromadorea; Rhabditida; Aphelenchoididae
Source: the annotation of a GenBank genome assembly